Messenger RNA from Aspergillus ochraceoroseus IBT 24754, 372 nucleotides. RefSeq lists its product as uncharacterized. The transcript has a single exon. Bases 85 to 288 code for a protein of 67 amino acids. Lineage: Eukaryota; Fungi; Ascomycota; Eurotiomycetes; Eurotiales; Aspergillaceae. The record is from RefSeq and is a predicted model, not a curated record.
GAGUCCAGAUUCAGUUCAACAACUGUCUUGACGUCAUGACAGGCUUCCGGCUUCAAGUCCCUAGUUUUCUUAAGAUGCACUAGAAUGGGUUUUAUUUAUCAAAUUCCACGAGAAGUCAAAAGGCGUUUUGUCAGAAGGCAUAUACAUAUAUAUCAGGCGGUAAGGCAAGCACAUUGGCUUGCUGGCAUCCAACAACAUCGUCAACAUCGCCAACUUCAUCAACCUCGCCAACACUCUAGCUCCCUUCGUUGUUCUUGCUUAAUUUCUCUGUCGAGUCUAUAUAAAUAGCUCAUUUUGCUACUUUCUCAUUUGACUCUCUUUCCCCCUCCUCCCGGUCGACUUUGACCGCACGUGCCCAACUACCUACGGUUG